GCCGCUCCUGCUGGCGCCUCUGAGUCCGGCCGAGCGGCUGUCCAGCCGCCGCCGCCCACGACGACGACGACGACGGAGAAGCCGCCGCCGUUCCGGGAGGCACUCAUGAGCUCGGAGGCGUCUUCCCGCGCAGCCACGCAGCUCCGCGCCCUCUUUCGCAUGGAGCCGGCUCCGCCCGCCUCGGCGGAGCAGCUGCUGGGAGCCUCGGAGUUCCUCAAAGACAGACUAUAUUUUGCUACUUUACGAAAUCGACCCAGAAGCACAGUAAACACGCACUAUUUCUGUACGGAUGAGGAGCUUGUUUAUGAAAAUUUUUAUGCAGAUUUUGGACCUUUAAAUGUGGCUCUGGUACAUCGAUUCUGCUGUAAGCUAAACAAGAAAUUAAAGUCAUUCAGUCUUUCAAGAAAGAAAAUAGUGUAUUAUACCAGCUUUGACCAGCGGAAACGAGCAAAUGCCGCAUUUUUGAUAGGUGCAUAUGCAGUAAUCUCCUUAAAGAAAACACCGGAAGAAGCUUACCGAAUACUUUUAUCCGGAUCUAAUCCACCAUAUCUUCCAUUUAGGGAUGCCUCAUUUGGGAACAGUACAUAUAAUCUUACUAUUCUGGAUUGUCUACAAGGAAUAAAAAAGGCCUUACAGCAUGGAUUUAUUGACUUCAAGACAUUUGAUGCAGAUGAGUACGAGCAUUAUGAGCGAGUUGAAAAUGGUGACUUCAACUGGAUCGUCCCAGGAAAAUUUUUGGCAUUUAGUGGACCACAUCCAAAGACCAAGAUUGAAAAUGGCUACCCUCUCCAUGCACCGGAAGCCUAUUUCCCAUAUUUCAGGAAGCACAACAUAACAACUGUCAUAAGACUCAACAAGAAGAUUUAUGAGGCAAAGCGUUUCACAGAUGGUGGGUUUGACCACUACGACCUGUUCUUCAUAGACGGGAGCACGCCGAGUGACAGUAUAUUGCAACAGUUCUUGACCAUCUCUGAGGAAGCAGAAGGUGCCAUAGCUGUGCAUUGUAAAGCUGGGCUAGGAAGAACAGGAACACUGAUAGCCUGUUAUAUAAUGAAGCACUAUAGAUUCACACAUUCUGAAGCCAUUGCCUGGAUACGAAUGUGCAGGCCAGGUUCUAUUAUUGGACCCCAGCAGCACUUCCUUGAAGAAAAGCAGCCGAUGUUAUGGCUCCAAGGUGACCUCUUCCGAUCCAAACAGAAACCAAGAUUAGUAGAUGAAGACAGCAUGAGCAGAAUUCUGUCUGGCUUGGAUGACAUUUCCAUCAGUGGGACUUUGAAUAAAAUAGAAAGUAAUUUGGAUAAAUAUGUAGAGAGUGAAUUGGAAGACACUUCAGAGCAGGAAAUCAAGAAUGGCAUGACGCAGGGGGACAAACUUCGUGCCUUAAAACUUCGGAGGCAGCCACGUUCAGCUACAACGGGAACUCUUAGGCUUGAAGAUAUGAAACUGCACGCCAGAUCCAGAUCCCAGCCUUUCAGAUUGAAUACUGCAUCUAUCUCUCAGGGAUCUGCAUCUCCUUUGAAGUCCUCCAAAGUGGCGGCUGCUACAUCACCUUCAGCGAAGAGAAUAAGCAGAAGUUCUCAGUCCUCCUCAAGCCCAAAUUUUAAAAGCAUUUCCAUAAACUCCAGGCUAGCCAGUUCCCUAGGGAACCUGUAUGCCGCUUCAGAUGAUGCCGAGAGCAAACUGACAUCAUCGUCCUCUAGGACAGGUUAUUCUGUAAACCAAAUCUGCAGUCACUUGAAUGGCAGCGCGCACCUGCCUGCCAGAAAUUACCAUGAGCAGAACAACAACAUGUACAACAGGAGCGGCAGUAGCACUACCAACCUCAACAGCUAUGCCAAUUCUCCCAGCGUCCUGACAGACGAGUACAGCACCUACAGAUCCUUUACGGGGCUCGCUGCUUCUCCAGCAAGAUACCUGAGCCGCUCAAUUCCUUCCCUUCAGUCUGAAUAUGUUCAGUACUAAAGCCUUGUUGCUUCGGUGAAAGCUGGACAAUUCUUAAAAUUCGGUUCUCUUCAAGAGGAGCAAUGUUGAGGGGAAAACAACCAGCCCAAGGGGACAAGACCUCUUCAUACAUGAUUAGAGCUAAAGACACCAAAAUCUCUGAAUUACCUAGAGACUUCAGUUAGUGACUACUACGAAUGCACUGAAGUCAAAACUUACAACUAGUACAAUUUUGUGUAUAGAUGCAAGAUUUUAAAAUGGAGAAUAUUUCUAAUGGAUUUUAGCAAUAUAUUUGUAAUUAUGGUUCUCGAUAACAGUGUUAUUAUAACGUGUGUAUAUAAGUAUAUAUAUAAAUAUAUAUAUAUAUUGAGUAAAAUAUUUUGUGUGUAUAUAAAUAUCUAUAAAUUGUGUAAACAUAGGCUAUAUUUUCAUUUAAGCUUCACUUUUUUAAUCCCUCCAAAACUGUGUGUAUUUUUAGAUGUCUUAUUUUACAUUUCAAACAUUAGCCAGCACCCAGAGAAAGCAACGGGUGAAAACCACUGUUGUGCACACCUAGAGGGGAAUGGGUUUGCUGGUAAGUGGCAGCCCGCCCCGCCCCCACCUCAGCCUUGUGGGUUGCUGCAUCUCAGAGGGCCUUUCAACUUCUGCAGCAUGCAACAAGGUGUCAGAAGAGGGGAACUAAAAAUAUAUAUGUGCCUAUUUGGAAGCCUCCUGUUCAAAUCUCUUGAACCUGGCCAUUAAGAACAGAGCUGCUUGCUGAUUUUAUUUUCAUGCACUGUGGCUACAGUAUUAUAAAUAAUUUUCAAUAGUGGGAAGAAAGUUAAUAGCCUCAUUGCUUUGGCUUUGAAAAUGCUAAUGUUUGAAAUGGACAUUUUUCAAAGGGAUAUAGAAUGCCUAUGAAGCAGGCCUGUUCUAGCAUCCUUAAUUAAGUGUCUUUUCCAUGGAAAGGGGAAGUAAUUUUAAAAUAAAUAAUUAGUAUGUUACCUUGUUAACAUUGUCAGCCCAAUAAUUUGUUCUGCAAAGACGUUCUGUUCUUUAGAGCCUUGCCUUUCUGUAUUUCCCUUUUCUGUAUAAUUCAGUUCUAGAAACUGUACUGUAUCAGAAUGCGAAGCCAGGAUGAAAUAUCCACCUGUGUAUAGUGAGCAAAGAGUUUGUGCAUAGCACGGAAGACACGUACUGUCUGAAUUUGUAAUAGUUGCAAAGAUUCUGUCGCUGCAUAUUUAGACAUGGA
Molecule: messenger RNA, 3172 nt
Organism: Lacerta agilis (Sand lizard)
Lineage: Eukaryota; Metazoa; Chordata; Lepidosauria; Squamata; Lacertidae
Gene: CDC14A
Product: cell division cycle 14A
Exons: 16
Coding region: 106-1962 (618 amino acids)
Biological process (GO): protein dephosphorylation; cilium assembly; positive regulation of cytokinesis
Cellular component (GO): nucleolus; spindle pole; centrosome
Molecular function (GO): protein serine/threonine phosphatase activity; protein tyrosine/serine/threonine phosphatase activity
Source: RefSeq, a predicted model, not a curated record